GCGGGCGCUUGGCAGGCAAUUGCAUUGCCCCGUUGUACAUGGCGACGCCGCUCCAACACAAGCUCGAAAGUCGCCAACCUGUCAAAGAUUGGCGCCAGAUAAGCCUCACGGAGACAAUGUCGCAGACGGUGGGAUUCUUUUGUCAUUGUCAACAAGACCGGCCAUUGCGAGAGGCGCGUGCCGCUGCCACUGGUUCUCAAGUUACAAGACAACCGUUCCCGCAUGGAUAAAGCAGCUCGGGUUCACAGCAAUGCCUCAAACCGGGCAGGCACCCGCGCCGUCUCAGACCGCCGCGUGGUUUACAAGGGCGUGUUGGACAAUCCGUUCACCGUGAAAUGGCCGUCAUUGGCGCCAAACGUGCAGAACACUCUUUUGGCCCGCUUGAUAGCUCUGGCUGAAGCCGUUGGGAACUAUCAUCUUGAGCGCGAGCGACAGAGCAAACAAAAGAAACGCGAAAGGAGAAUCUCGCAGAGGCGGCACGAUGCCGCGCGUGAGGCCCCCAAGACGCAACAGGCAGCCAACGACCCACAGGAUUCUGUCUGUUCUCUCUCGCUAACUCCCGCGGGACCAGCUCCCCACGAAGGCAUGUCCUACCCGGAGGAACCGGCAAUCCUCAAGCACCUUGUCGUAGGGGUGAACGAGGUCACUAAGCGCCUUGAAGACCUGGCGAGACAGUUUCAGCGAACCGACGUCAAUCUGAACUCGACACGCGGUGACCGUACUUCCACCGUAGCCGUCGUCUUCAUCUGCAGAGAAGAUAUUGAUCCACCGAUGCUCGUUUCCCACUUUCCCUCCUUAGUAGCGUCCGUUAACUCCGCGUUGGCUCGGGCUGCAUCCUCCCAGGCUCACAACGUACCUUACAUCAAGCUCGUGCCUUUCCAUAAGGGUGCUGAGGCCUCGUUGGCAGCGGCCAUAGGACUACGUCGUGCCGCCGCUCUGGCCAUAGAGACACAUGCUUCGCAAAUUCACUCGUUUCUGGAUAUCCUGGAAGCUAUCCCCCCAUUAGUUGCCCCGUGGUUGGCGAAACAGUUCCCUGGAUGUGUUUCCGACAGACUGCUGGAGGCAACACAUGUCAAACACUUGAGGACUACUGCACCGAUUGAUAUGCGUGCUGCAAAAGAAGCGCGUGUAAAGGCAAAACAGGUUAUCAAGGCGAAGUCGAGAGAAGAUUUCAGACCGCCAAAAAGGCGGAGCGAUCGUGGUGCCCAAACGCGGAAGAGAGCGAGAUUAUCCAACGACAGUCAACUUUCUGAGAGUGGGCUCCCAUGA
Messenger RNA from Punctularia strigosozonata HHB-11173 SS5, 1269 nucleotides. RefSeq lists its product as uncharacterized. The record is from RefSeq and is a predicted model, not a curated record. The transcript is spliced from 3 exons. Gene Ontology annotation, biological process: nuclear-transcribed mRNA catabolic process, RNase MRP-dependent; tRNA processing; intronic box C/D snoRNA processing. Gene Ontology annotation, cellular component: ribonuclease MRP complex; nucleolar ribonuclease P complex; cytosol. Gene Ontology annotation, molecular function: ribonuclease MRP activity. The coding region runs from base 223 to 1269 and encodes 348 amino acids. NCBI's taxonomy places the organism in Eukaryota, Fungi, Basidiomycota, Agaricomycetes, Corticiales, Punctulariaceae.